Molecule: messenger RNA, 1991 nt
Organism: Bactrocera latifrons
Lineage: Eukaryota; Metazoa; Arthropoda; Insecta; Diptera; Tephritidae
Gene: CAH3
Product: carbonic anhydrase 2
Exons: 4
Coding region: 619-1371 (250 amino acids)
Cellular component (GO): cytoplasm
Molecular function (GO): zinc ion binding; carbonate dehydratase activity
Source: RefSeq, a predicted model, not a curated record
UUCAAGAUAUAGUUUGCGUAAUUGUCCAAUUGUCGGAGUGUGGUUAAUAAAUGAAUUGUUUCAAGUGUUUCUAAUUUAUAGAAAAAAAUAUUGUUAUUAAAACCGCGACUUAGCUACUGCGUCGUAUUAUUAAAGAAUUUGGAGAAGUGAUAAAACUUGGGGGGGAAUAGCUGGUAGAAUCUGGAAUUUCACAUGAAUUGCAAUAGAAGUCGAUUGUAGAAUCGCAUAAAAAAUUGUGGAAAAAUAGAGAACAUAAUCAAAUUGCUGCAACAACAAAAUCAACAGUUCUUGGCUACUUACAAUUGAUAUUUCCUUUGUGAACGUGUGACCAAUAAAAUUCGCCAUCACGUCGCAGUACGCACUUUUAACCGUUAAACACAUUAUUUGUGUCUACAAGGUGAAGAAAAAAUUCAGCGAACCAGUGAACAAUACGUAGAAUACACGCGACCACAAGCAUUCAGCAUAGCGGAGAAACAACCAGCGUCGAGUGUCAUCACUAGUCAUASCCGCAUACGCCCUGUAGUACAACUGCAACGACGCUCCAAUACACGGCACACGCCACACACACACACACGACAUACAUAUAUAGACGCCAAAACACGCACGCACCCACACAAGAUGCCAGUUCAAUCUCCUAUUGCAAUCAGCAAUCGCGCUAUUGAACAUAUCGACGAUGUCGAUCCGCUGGAAUAUCAUGGCCAUUGGGAGCCAGUGGGCAUUGCACGCGUCCAAAACACCGGCACCUCGGCAAUGGUGACAUUCGCCAAACGCCAACAACAGCCAUACAUAAAGGGCGGUUGCUUGCAUGACAACAAAUAUAUAUUUGAGCAGCUACAUUUCCACUGGGCGGACACGGACGAGUCRGGCUGUGAGCACACGCUAGAGGGUGUGAAAUACUCGAUGGAGGCGCAUGCCGUACACUACAAUGCCAAGUAUAAGAAUUUYGCUGAGGCCAAGAAUAAACCGGACGGUUUGGCGGUGGUGGCUUUUUUUAUACAGGCGUGCGGUGACAAGGAUUGUCCAGAGUUCAAAAAGAUCACUGAAGGCAUACGCAUCGUGCAGAAGAUAAAUACAAGCGCUUCGUUGGAUUCGGAUUGCUUGUCCUGGAUUGGUUUGCAGGAGCUAAGCAAACAUUAUUACACAUACAAAGGCUCGUUGACUACGGCGCCGUACUUUGAGAGUGUCACUUGGAUCAUCUAUCGUACGCCGAUAUACGUCUCUAAGGGGCAGGUGCAAGUAUUUCGCGAUCUACAAUCAUGUCCGAAGGAUGAGAGCAAGAAGAUAGUAAACAAUUACCGCGAAAUUCAACAGCCACAUAAAGAUCCGGAAAUCUACUUCGCGCGCAAUGCCAAACCAAAGUCGAAAUUAUGAUCUGUUGCUAGGCAGCAAGAUUAGAUGGACAAACAUGAACACACGCACCUUUACGUAUAUAUCACAAGCCGACAAAGCAGACGGAAUUGAAGUGUUAAACAAAAUACAUAGCUUAGCAGGUCACUUCUCACACGCAAAUAUAAUUUUACUAUGCACGCCUGUAGUUGCAGUUAGGUUGGCACUUUCUAUGUACAUCCAACGCUCACACAGGCCUAUAGAACGCAGUGUGCCUAAAUGUACAAACACCGGCGCACUGGACUAUUGAACUUAGCUCUGUCACUGUAUUUUAUUGAACACGUUAUUACACAUAUACCCACUUUGGUAUAUACCAUGUACGCAUAUUUGUAAUAAUCACCGUUAUAACUAAACGCCAGCGUUUACAACCACCAGCGUUUACAUUCUGCACGCUUACGAGUUAUCGUUUAUCGGUUGUUGUAUAACUAAAUUCUUUUUACUAAUAAAUUAUGUGAUUUAUGGUUGCAAGACAAGGCGCUCAUCGUGUGUUAUCUCCGGGUAUUACUUACCUCCAACUCUAAAAUACUGAUAAAAAUUUUCCUAAAUAAUAGUAUAUGCUACAUUUAUUUAAUUUUAUUAUAUUUAUAUAACUUGUGUAGGGUCUA